UUUGGCCAAUGAAAUGCUUUUAUACAUUUCGCAUGUUUGCCUUGUUUAGAUAGCAACCAACUGAUGGUAACCCUUGUAAACGACCACAGUUAAAAAGGCAAGGCGAACAUCAAUAAAGCUUUGCUAAAGGUCAUCAUGGCAACACAACUAAGACCGAUUGCCCGGCACCAGGUUCCGGAUUGGUUUAAUAACAGUCACACAAUUUCCACGAAUGCGGAAAGACAGAGAGAUGCAUCUCACCAAGUUAGACAAGAAAGUCGGUUUCUACGAAAUGAGACUGACAACCAAACGAAAUGGGAUCAGCAAGCAAAUAAUACCCGAUUAGCUGACCGUAUAGAUGAUAUCAGGAAAUGGAAAGAGAUUUUAGAAAAGACACUAGCUGAAUUAGACAAAGAAAUUGCAGAUCUGUCAGAUGCUAAAGAAAUGACAGAGCAUGCACUUGAAGCCAAGAACCUCCCUUCAGAUGUAGCUAUUGAAUGUCUUACUCUCAGAGAAGGAAGGCAGAGCAUCGAUGUUGUUCAAGAUGAGGUUGAAAAUCAACUCCACAAGGAAGUUGAAGUCAUUGAUGGGAUAAAGAAGGCACUACAACAGAAAGUCAAUGAAGGAUUUGAACAGCUAUGUCUGCUCCAAGAAGCUAGACAACAGAUUCAGGCAGAUCUUCAGGACAAAAAUCUAGCCCUUGGAAUCGAUGUUGACCAAUAUAACCUCACAGAUAGGUCACCUAACAUCAGCUUCAAGCCCGAUUCCCUUCGUGUGCCUAAAGGGAGUACCACACCUCAACAGUGGGAAGACUUCAGUCGUUACAACAAAGACCGUGCUGAUGCCGAGAUGAAGGCGUCUACAAGGCUAAGGGAGGCAAUUCACCACACCCUGCAGCAGUGUGAUAAUGAUCUGGAAGCCCAGAGAAUUGCCACAGAGUAUGCCUACAGGAAGCGCAUCCACGAGUUUGAAAGGGCCAAGGAUGAGCUCGAGUGGCAGAAAAAGAAUACAGAGGAAGAGAUUGCCGAGCUCGAGAAUGACAUCCGUGGUAUUGAGGAGAAGAUCCGUGAGAAGAGGAACCCCAUGAAGCUGGCUCAGACCCGUCUGGAGAACAGGACUUACCGUCCUAAUGUUGAGCUGUGUCGCGAUGCUCCACAGUACGGACUCACUGAUGAAGUGAAGCAGCUGGAGGCAACAAAACGUUCCCUGGAGGAGAAACUCAAACAGGCAAAACAUGCUCUUGAUGGUCUAGAAAACAACCUACACAGAAUCAAUGAUGACCUUGCUCAAAAGAUCAACUCUUUGAACCUUGAUAACCGAUGUAUGGAUGUGCGUAAGAAGCUUAUGACCCGUCCCCCAACUGCUCUGGAAAGGAAUCUGACUCUGACUGGAAUCCAGCGAGAGAGAUCACAGGUUCUUGCAUAAGAAUUCAGUGCUUAUAUUGGACUCAUCAGUAUUGGAACAAGAGGGGGACAUAUUUUAUACAAAGAAAUAAUAUUAACGUUAUUUAUACAUUCUGGAAAUGAAAAUCCAAUUACAACUUUGUCUUUCCAUCAGAAAAACCAACUGUGAUUUUAUUAUGUUGAAGAAAACAAGGAAAUUUGGUUACUGCUACAGAUAUUUUUGAACUUUUAUGAAACCUUUUUUUUCUAUUAUUGGAUUUUAAUCUGCUGUAUAUCAUUGUUUUUAUCAUACAUUAUUAUUGGUAUUUUGUGCCAGUUUUGUCCAUUUAUACGGAUAAAGGCAAAAACAAUUUCACACCUGUACACAAAAUUCUGUCAAAUACAGGCCUUUUUCCAGCUGUUAACGCUAGCUGUUGUGCUUAAUGUUUUGUUUAAAAUGUAUAUUUUUAAUUGUAUAUAUAUAUACAAAUAUUUCAAAUUUGUCUCGCUGGACGGAUCAUACACCAGUACGGGUGUACUAUAUGUACCUAGUAAACAUAUUCUCUGUAUGGGAUGUAUGAAUAAAAAUGAAACUGAAGUUGAAGUCAUGCUUGAGAUAUGAUUUUGUUCCACUUUGUUACACAACAAAGAACAAUUUAACUGGUCAGUGAUCACCAAAAGGCAAAUAAAGAGAUUUUCUGUGAUAAAAAACAAGAAAUGAAGAAAAUCAUUUUCAAACCCUGAUUAAAAAAAAAUAAACAUUUUAUAGUGAUAUCCAUAUAUAGAGUUGAAAAUGUCAUGAAAUUUGGAGGAGUUGAAUGAAUGUUUGUAUGAAUGCUUGUUAGAGAUGUGUGAAUCUGUUUUGUCUUGUUUUUCGUGAUCAUGCCAGCCCGAUCUGCCAGGCUAAUGUAUCUGUUGCUACAAAGCAUCCCACAUUUGUUAUUACACUGUCUAUGUUUACCAUGCACUUCCUGCACAUAUACCCACACAUAUAUCAAGCUUACCUAGUGAACAAAACUUUCUGUUUCAUUGCUUCUGUGCAAAGUCAUACUUACUUCAGUCUCAUUUUAUGUUUGAAGAAAUACUUAAUAUUCUAAAGGAAAAAAAGGAAAGCAAUCUUUGCAUUUAUAUAAGUAUUCAGUAUUUUUGUUGCACAGGUCAGAAAUAAUGCUAAUCAUCAAUAAAACUUUAACAGCAAGAUUUUAUCAGCAAUAAAUUCACCAGAGCCUGCAUGGGUAUUCCAAGCUGUCCAGAUCCUGCAAUAUUUAGGGCGCUGUGGUUGAGGGAGUAGAAUUGUUGGGAUGCUACACCAUAUAGUCACUGUAUAGAGACCUGUUAGUGUUUAUCAACUCUGUUGAAAUGGUUGCUAUUCAAUAAAUAUGUGUGAUUCUGUCAAA
This is a messenger RNA of Pecten maximus, 2758 nucleotides long. RefSeq names its product tektin-2-like. Gene Ontology annotation, biological process: cilium movement involved in cell motility; cilium assembly. Gene Ontology annotation, cellular component: microtubule cytoskeleton; nucleus. The transcript is spliced from 6 exons. NCBI's taxonomy places the organism in Eukaryota, Metazoa, Mollusca, Bivalvia, Pectinida, Pectinidae. The record is from RefSeq and is a predicted model, not a curated record. The coding region runs from base 136 to 1404 and encodes 422 amino acids.